ACGCGGUUUAUUUUACCUUGUAACCCGGCUUGAUUACUGCUACUCUGUGUACGAUGUGAUUCAUGGUAUUUUAUUACUAAUAAGAACAAAAUUUUUAUGUUUUUUUCAUUUCAAUAAAACAGGCAGAAUUUAUUGUCAUUUAUAAUCAGCAUGCUUGGAAGAAAGGUUAAAGGCAUUUUUUCAUUAAGUUGGAGCAUUUUUCAUCGUUCAAAUGUUGUCAAGUAUCGAGAGAUUUGUAGUUUGCCUCGCAUAUGUAUCAUCCGGAAUAGCAUAGGAAAACACUCCUCAUUGUUACCAUCCCAGACAUAUCUGGUGAACAGUAUUAAAGUUAGAAAGUUGCACUGUGGAAUAGCAAAUUUCAAUAGUACUGAAAUGGGUAUACAAAAGAGUAUUGCUGCUCUUCAAGCUAGAAAAAGAGUUCCAAGAAAAAAGGCACUGGCAGGAGCAGAACAUCUUGAUCAGGAAGCUGGCAAGGUUGUUGCUUACAGCUCUGCCGAAGAAUAUGAUAUGACAAGGCUAGUUAAAGAAUUAGAAAAUCAAGGUCUUUAUCAGAUUUUGGAAUUACCAGAGGAGGUUGAGGAUGUUAUUUAUGUUAAUGCAAAAUACAAAGUGGAAGAGGAGCCUCGUCAAAUAUAUUUUUUUAGUGAAGGAUCAGUUGUAUUUUGGAAUGUUCCUGAAUUAGAACAACAAAAUGUCUUACGUUUCCUAAAACCGUUUGAAACAAAUCCAUAUGAUCCAGAACUGGUCAGUGCAGAAAAUGAACAUUUAGAUUAUUUGUAUUCAGAGAAAGGAGCUAAAUUUUCAAAAGGUAGAAUACAUCUCAAAUCUGACAGUGAUAAUGCUUAUUAUAUGUAUACAUUCUCCAAUGGUCUUGCACUUUCAGUUAAACUUGGUAUGUGGGAAGCAGCUUUAGAAAAUUAUAUUGAUAGCAUGGAGUGGGUAACUGAGAAUAUGAAGAAAGGUGAAAAAAUUUCUAUGUCUCGUGAACAAGUAUUUAAGAAAAGAGGGGAAUUAUUUGCUUUAAGGCAUGUUAUAAAUCUGAGUUCUGAUUUACUUGAUACUCCCGAUUUUUACUGGGAUCGUCAAGAACUUGAAAAUUUGUAUCAGCAAAUAUGCAAUCAUAUGAACAUAGCAAAAAGGACAAAGGUAAUGAAUGAACGUUUAAGUUAUUGUUCUGAGUUGAUCGAUCUAUUAGGAAAUCAUAUGAAUGACAAGCAUCAUGUGCGCUUAGAAUGGAUGAUUAUUAUUCUUAUUAUGGUGGAGGUUAUGUUUGAAUGUAUACAUUUUGUUGAACAAGUGUUUCAUUGAUAUUCUGUAUGUCAUUUAUAUUUUAGAUGUUCCUAUAUUUUUCAUUAUUAUUUAGAUGAAAAUGUUAAGAUCUGUAUAUAUUUCAGAAUAGACUUCUGUUUUAAUAAAAUAUUUUUAUAUUGAGAA
Argiope bruennichi is the source of this 1434-nucleotide messenger RNA. Its product is annotated as required for meiotic nuclear division protein 1 homolog. The transcript is spliced from 12 exons. NCBI's taxonomy places the organism in Eukaryota, Metazoa, Arthropoda, Arachnida, Araneae, Araneidae. The record is from RefSeq and is a predicted model, not a curated record. Gene Ontology annotation, biological process: positive regulation of mitochondrial translation. Bases 151 to 1308 code for a protein of 385 amino acids.